AUGGAGGCACGUCGUGCCUCCGUCCGCGUGUACAGAGGCACGUUGGUGCCUCCGUGCACAACAAUGGAGGCACGUCGUGCCUCCGUCCGCGUGUACGGAGGCAUGCUGCUAAGGCAGCGACAAAGUGCCAAAUGCAGAUGGUGGUCUUCCGAGGAUUCAAACAAAGUAUUCAAUAAAUUGCUGGACAUAUUUUUGUUGCAGAAUCUUCCACGCUUGAGAUUUAACAAGGAAGGGAAUCUGCUCGCUGUUACCACCGCGGACAGUGGAAUCAAGAUACUUGCAAAUGCUUCUGGUAUGAGAUCCUUAAGAACUGUUGAAGCCCCAUUUGAAGCAUUAAGAUCCCCCAUGGAAGCAGCUGCAAUCAAGGCUUCUGGUUCUUCAGUUGCAAAUGUCGCCCCUAAAGUAGAAAAAAAACUCUCCUGUCAUGACAUCUCCCAUCCUUUUUCUGAAUCAGAGCCUAAUGAUAUACCAAAGGCAGACAAAUCUUUGUUGAAGGUGAUUGAAACUGACAAGCAUAAUUUGUUUGCUGAAUGUGAAAGGCAAUAUGUGACAAGCAAGAAAAGAUCAGCUCUUUCUUCAUUUAAGUCAUGGUUUCACAGCAAAACAUCUGAAGUACCUCAUUCAGAGAUAAGGAGAAAACCAGAAGAAAAUUUAGGAAAGCACAUCAUAUCUUUUGCUUCAAAGCCUGAUUUUCUACAAGGAAUGAGAAACAUCAACUCUUCAGCUGGAAAAGGUACAUCUUUCCACAAUUGA
Molecule: messenger RNA, 753 nt
Organism: Fraxinus pennsylvanica
Lineage: Eukaryota; Viridiplantae; Streptophyta; Magnoliopsida; Lamiales; Oleaceae
Source: the annotation of a GenBank genome assembly